CGGAUUUUGGGUGUUAUAUUCGGGCGCGGUGGCAACUUCUCGUCACUCACGUUGCGAAUCGUUGAACGAGUAACAACUCGCGUUAAAGUCAUCUCUAAUUCCAAUCGAAAGCAUACAAAAUGUCGAAGGCACCCGCUGUUGGUAUCGAUCUUGGAACGACUUACUCCUGCGUCGGGGUUUUUCAACAUGGAAAAGUCGAGAUCAUCGCCAAUGAUCAGGGGAACAGGACAACACCUAGUUAUGUCGCAUUUACUGAUACUGAACGACUGAUUGGUGAUGCUGCCAAGAAUCAGGUCGCCAUGAAUCCUAACAACACCAUUUUCGACGCUAAAAGACUGAUCGGUCGUCGUUUCGACGAUGCGACAGUUCAGGCUGACAUGAAGCACUGGCCCUUCUCCGUGAUCAACGACAACACGAAGCCGAAGAUCCAGGUGCAGUACAAAGGCGAGACAAAGACCUUCUACCCGGAGGAGGUCUCCUCGAUGGUUCUCGUGAAGAUGAAGGAGACAGCAGAGGCAUAUCUUGGCCAGAUAGUGACAAACGCCGUGAUAACAGUACCAGCGUACUUCAACGACUCGCAGCGUCAGGCAACGAAGGACGCUGGCACAAUCUCUGGACUCAAUGUCCUGAGAAUAAUCAAUGAGCCAACAGCAGCAGCUAUUGCGUACGGUCUCGAUAAAAAGACAGUAGGUGAGCGCAAUGUCCUGAUUUUCGAUCUAGGUGGUGGUACCUUUGAUGUGUCCAUCCUGACAAUUGAGGACGGUAUCUUCGAGGUGAAAUCAACAGCUGGAGACACUCACCUGGGUGGUGAGGACUUUGACAACAGGAUGGUCAAUCACUUUGUCCAGGAGUUUAAGAGAAAGUACAAGAAGGACUUGACGAGCAACAAGAGAGCACUUCGUCGGUUGAGAACAGCAUGUGAACGCGCCAAGAGGACCCUCUCAUCGUCGACGCAGGCGAGCAUCGAGAUUGACUCGUUGUUCGAGGGCACUGACUUCUAUACAUCGAUAACUCGUGCCAGAUUUGAGGAGCUGUGCGCUGAUCUCUUCAGGGGUACACUCGAGCCUGUGGAGAAGUCCAUUCGUGAUGCUAAAAUGGAUAAAUCACAGAUCCACGAUAUUGUUCUCGUUGGUGGCUCCACCAGGAUUCCCAAAAUUCAGAAACUGCUCCAGGACUUCUUCAACGGCAAGGAGCUUAACAAAUCCAUCAAUCCUGAUGAGGCUGUUGCCUAUGGAGCUGCUGUCCAAGCAGCUAUUCUCCAUGGAGACAAAUCUGAGGCUGUCCAGGAUCUUCUGCUGCUCGACGUAACACCCCUCUCCCUGGGAAUUGAAACGGCUGGUGGUGUUAUGACUGCUCUCAUCAAGAGAAAUACAACAAUACCCACGAAGCAGACCCAGACAUUCACCACUUACGCUGACAAUCAACCCGGUGUAUUGAUCCAGGUGUACGAGGGUGAGCGUGCCAUGACCAAGGACAAUAAUCUCCUUGGAAAAUUCGAGCUCUCUGGUAUACCACCAGCACCACGUGGAGUACCACAGGUUGAAGUUACGUUUGAUAUCGAUGCUAAUGGCAUUCUGAAUGUCUCAGCUGUCGAUAAAUCAACAGGAAAAGAGAACAAGAUCACGAUAACCAACGAUAAGGGACGUCUCAGCAAGGAGGACAUCGAGAGAAUGGUCCAUGAUGCUGAAAAGUACAAGAAUGAGGAUGAGAAGCAGAAGGAGACAAUCUCAGCUAAGAAUGGGCUUGAGGCUUACUGCUUCAACAUGAAGAGCACUGUUGAGGAUGAAAAACUCAAGGACAAGUUGUCAGCCAGUGACAAACAAGUGGUUUUGGACAAGUGUAAUGAGAUCAUCAAGUGGCUCGAUGCCAAUCAACUCGCUGAGAAGGAGGAGUACGAGCACAAGCAGAAGGAGCUCGAGUCAAUCUGCAGUCCAGUUGUCACGAAAUUGUAUCAGGGCGCUGGUGGAAUGCCUGGAGGCAUGCCUGGCGGUAUGCCUGGUGCUGGUGGCGCUCCUGGUGCUGCUCAUGGUGGUGGUGGAGCAUCUGGACCAACCAUCGAGGAGGUCGAUUAAGGGAUUCAGGACCUCGGGGUCUGACGUUUUGGGAUAUGGACGGAAAUCUGCGUUGAGACACUUUCCAACUUUGAUAGCAUUCACAUUUUUUUUAUAAUCUCUUACUUUAAUUAUUUAUUGAACAUUCGAACCUCGAGGUAUUGUACUAGAUAUGCCAUUUUUUUUUUCAUGUAAAUAAAGCGAUUUCUCGUCCAUCCUAA
Molecule: messenger RNA, 2272 nt
Organism: Fopius arisanus
Lineage: Eukaryota; Metazoa; Arthropoda; Insecta; Hymenoptera; Braconidae
Gene: Hsc70-4
Product: Heat shock protein 70 cognate 4
Exons: 3
Coding region: 120-2072 (650 amino acids)
Cellular component (GO): cytoplasm; cytosol; nucleus
Molecular function (GO): ATP-dependent protein folding chaperone; ATP binding
Source: RefSeq, a predicted model, not a curated record